Molecule: messenger RNA, 789 nt
Organism: Cynocephalus volans (Philippine flying lemur)
Lineage: Eukaryota; Metazoa; Chordata; Mammalia; Dermoptera; Cynocephalidae
Gene: MADCAM1
Product: mucosal vascular addressin cell adhesion molecule 1
Exons: 4
Coding region: 1-789 (262 amino acids)
Biological process (GO): integrin-mediated signaling pathway; positive regulation of lymphocyte migration; leukocyte tethering or rolling
Cellular component (GO): membrane
Molecular function (GO): integrin binding involved in cell-matrix adhesion
Source: RefSeq, a predicted model, not a curated record
AUGGCACAGGGCCUGGCCCUCCUGCUGGCCCUGUCCCUGGGUCUCCUGCAGCCUGGCCGUGGUGAGCAGGGCCAGCCCCUCCAGCUGGAGCCCCCGGAGCCCGAGGUGGCCGUGGCCGUGGGUACGUCACCGCGGUUCACCUGCAGCCUGGCCUGUGCGGGCCGCGGGGUCGCCUCGGUGCGGUGGCGCGGCCUAGACACCAGCCUGGGCGCGGUGCAGACGGGCGCGGGCAGCAGCGUGCUCACCGUGCACAACGCCUCGCUGGCGGCUGCUGGGACCCGCGUGUGUGUGGGCUCCUGCGGGAACGUCACCUUCCAGCGGACCGUGCGGCUCCUGGUGUACGCCUUCCCGGACCAACUGACCGUGUCCCCGGCAGCCCUGGUGCCUGGGUGGGACCAGGAGGUGGCCUGCACCGCCCACAACGUCACGCCUGCAGGCCCUGACGCCCUGUCCUUCUCCCUGCUCCUGUGGGGCCGGGAGCUGGAGGGGGUCCAGGUCCUGAGCCGGCAGGAAGAUGAGGAGCCCCAAGAGGACGAGGAUGUGCUGUACCGUGUGACGGAGCGCUGGCUGCUGCCCCGCUUGGGGACGCCUGCCCCACCCGCCCUCCACUGUCAGGCCACCAUGAGGCUGCCCCACUUGGAGCUGACCCACCGCCAGGCCAUUCCCACACCCAGCCCUGUGGCCGUCCAGCUGCCCGCAGCUCUGUGGGCGAGCAGCUUGGCUCUGGGGCUGCUCCUCCUCGUGUUCCUGGCCUAUCACCUGCAGAAACGCUGCCAGUCCCAGGGCUGA